AUGCAAGAAGUGAGACUCUUCGCAUGUCAGAGCAAGAUCAAGAUACGGUUGCUGAUGGUGGAAGCAUUAGCCUCGGUCCUUGUGCUGGAAUUCGGCCCCUUCGAUCGCAGUAAUACGACCUUGUGGCCGGCAAAUGCGGCGCUAUCGCUCAACACGGCAGAUAUGUUUAACAUCACCAGCGCUCCAGAACCCGCGCUUGGAGGCAGAACAUACGCGGUCCUCGCUGGCGCAGUACCUGGCGGUGGCACCACGGUCAAUGGCAUGGAGCUAGACCGGGCCUCCGCGGCCGACUACGACUCGUGGGAGCUUCUGGGAAACCCGGGAUGGGGAUGGCAGGGCAUGUUCCCCUACUUCAAGAAGGCAAGACACGAGCCUCACAUACCUGCAGCAGCUGAUCGAACCAUCGAGGCCAAGUAUAACUACACUUGGGACGAGUCAGCUUAUGGUAAUGGACCGCUGCAGGCCAGCUUCCCUGACUUUGAGUAUCCCGAUAACUAUCCCUUCUUCGAUGCCUUUGCUGAACUUGACGUUCCUUUCAUUCGAGAGCAUGCUGCCGGUCAAGCCGUGGGCUACUUUUGGACACCUGCCUCCCUGGACCCCAAGAAGAAAACCAGGUCUUCGUCGUUGAACGCCUACUAUGACCCUGUGUCAAGCCGUCCCAACUUAGAGCUGCUCGCGCGACAUCAAGUCACUGAGGUUUUGUUCAAGGAUACCUCGCUCGAGGCGGUGGGGGUCAAGGCUGUUGACCGGGCCACCGGCAGGGAGGUCCAGUUCAAAGCAAACAAAGAAGUGAUUUUGGCUGCCGGGGCUGUCCAUACACCUCAGAUCCUACAGCUCAGCGGCAUCGGCCCCAAGGAAGUCCUUCAAGCCAGUGGUGUCACUGUCAAACUUGAUUUUCCCGCCGUGGGAAGCAACUUCCAAGAUCAUCCCGUCGCCUAUCUGAACUGGAACGUGUCCAAUAGCUUUCCCUACCCUGGCAUUCUGAGUGUGAAUGCGACCUUCUACAACGAGUCUCUGGCCCUGUACCUCAACCACCUUACCGGACCCUUCACCAAAGCCCAAGCCAACAGUGUAGGCUUCCUCUCGUUGGAAACCCUCACAGACCAGGCGUCUUCUUUGCUUGCUGACCUGUCCGCCCAGGACGCUGCGAGUUACCUCCCUCCGGUGUACAACUCAAGCCAGGAGCUUCUUGCCGGCUUCACAGCACAACGCAAGAUUCUGGUCAACCAACUUGGCGCUGGUUCUGUUGGAGUGCUGGAACUUCCCUUCAACGGCGGAGGAUCCCUGCCUAAUGCACUGGAGAAACCUCUGUCGCGCGGCACAGUGUAUCUGAAUGCCAGCAAUCCUACAGGCGAGCCGGUCGUGACACAUUACGCAUUCCAAAAUCCUUUCGACAAAUCCCAGCUUCAUGCCAUGGUGCAAUUCACCCGUCGGCUUAUGUCCACCGAUGCGUUGGCGUCGCUGAACCCUGUCGAGACGCUCCCUGGCCCACAGUAUCAGACUCUCGAUGAGAUCUUCAACGCUCUCGCCUCCACCUCACUGGGCCCGACCUUCGCCCACCCCAGCGGUUCGUGUCCGAUGAUGCCACGAAAGUAUGGAGGCGUGGUAGCUCCCGAUCUCCUGGUGUAUGGCACUCGGAAAUUGAGCAUCAUCGACUCGUCGAUACUGCCGAUCAUUCCAGCUGCUCAUCUACAGGCGUCUCUUUAUGCGGUGGCCGAGAAGGCUGCAGAUGUGAUCAAGAAGCGGAACUGA
Capronia epimyces CBS 606.96 is the source of this 1752-nucleotide messenger RNA. RefSeq lists its product as uncharacterized. Bases 1 to 1752 code for a protein of 583 amino acids. The record is from RefSeq and is a predicted model, not a curated record. Gene Ontology annotation, biological process: secondary metabolite biosynthetic process. The transcript is spliced from 4 exons. NCBI's taxonomy places the organism in Eukaryota, Fungi, Ascomycota, Eurotiomycetes, Chaetothyriales, Herpotrichiellaceae. Gene Ontology annotation, molecular function: oxidoreductase activity, acting on CH-OH group of donors; flavin adenine dinucleotide binding.